GAUUCGUCGAGGGAGAAAGUACUCAUGGUGCAGAAAAGUUAUUCAAAAAGUUCAUCAAAAACAAACUACUUUUCGAAGAUCAUGCAAAUCAUAGCUACGAGCCGAUGAUCAGGGGUCUUUGCAAGAUCGGAAGUCACUUCAAAGCCAUUGCUUUGCUUAGGCUCAUGGAUGGAAGAAGAGGUUACAGAGCUCCUUGGUCUGGGUAUGCCCGCAUCAUUGAUGAUAGAUGAUCCUUUCAGAGUCUUUGAAGAAAUGAAAUUUCACAGAAAUAUGCCUCCUAAUGUCUUCACAUACAACUCUUUGCUUUAUGCCCUUUCCAUGUCAGGUCGUUGGAACGAGGUCUGUCGGAUUCUAAAAGAAAUGCACGAUCAAAAGAUCAUUAUACGUAGGAGAACCUUUAAUAUAUUAAUUAACGCACUCUGCAAACAGGGUAAGAUGAAAGAAGCAGAGACUGCUGACUUCAUAAUGGUUCAUAUUCUUGAGUACGGUUAUCGUGACAUAAACGCAUACACUUCACUUAUUGAAGGUUAUUGUUUGAACGGUGAACUGAAUAGAGCAAUGUCAACUCUGGAAUCCAUGGAGAAGCCUCAUUUUCCCAAAGUCAAACCUACUCUUCAUAUUUAUAACAUUUUAUUGGAUAGGUUUUUCAGCUUAGAUGACACGAAUUUCUGGUCUUAUAAGCGUGACCUUGAUUCCAUGUAUGCUAGGGCAGGUUGGGAAAUCGAAGAAAACAGUGUCACUCGUUACAUCUGGUAUAGAGAACGAAUGGGAAAACCUUCUGAUGAAAAAUAUUCCGUUUACAUGUUAUGUUUGAUGGAUCAUUGCGACAAGUAUGAAGUGGAUGCUGCAUUGAAUUUGUUCUACUUUAUGGAUGGCAAAGAACUAAACUCAAACAUUGACGUGUAGAAUAUUCUCAUUGAUUGUACAAAUAUAUGUGGGAGGUUUGAUAUUUCAAGAAUUCUUUUCCAUGACCUCUCUGUCAAAGGUUUGGAACCUAAUUUAGAUACAUAUGUGCUGAGAUUAGAGGUUUUUGUGAGCGAGGUCUACUCAAAGAUGCAAAAAAAUUGCAUCUUCAUUUGGAAAUUAAAAUAGUGGUUUACAGCCAAGGAGUAUCAUCAAUGGUGAUGAUAUUAUCCAAGAAUAUACUGAAACCAAGCCCAUUGAUGACCCGGCGAAACUAUUUAUUGAAGCAAAGAGAAGAGGGUACAGUAAGAGAGUUCACGAGUGCUUCAAAUUUGUCACCGAGUACUUCAAACCUAUCUGAUAGUUGCGGAUCAGGGGAUAUGUAGAGUGCCUAAACACAAGUAUUGUGCUUAGUUUGAUGCCUUGUUUCUAGGAUUGCAAGUGUA
Molecule: messenger RNA, 1349 nt
Organism: Erigeron canadensis
Lineage: Eukaryota; Viridiplantae; Streptophyta; Magnoliopsida; Asterales; Asteraceae
Product: pentatricopeptide repeat-containing protein At1g63330-like
Exons: 2
Coding region: 169-906 (245 amino acids)
Molecular function (GO): protein binding
Source: RefSeq, a predicted model, not a curated record